AUGAGCAGUUCCGGAGGUCAAUCCGAAUCUUCGCAGCGAAAACCUGGCCGUCGCAAGUUACCCUUGCAAAAGAUAGAAAAGGAGAGCAACCGUCAAGUUACUUUCUCCAAGCGCCGAGAAGGGGUUUUCAAGAAAGCGAGUGAGCUUUGCACCCUUACUGGUGCAGAGGCUGGCGUCGUAGUCUUCUCGCCCGGAGACAGGGCCCAUUCGUUUGGGCAUCCAGGUAUAAACUUAGUGUCUGACAAGUUCCUCUCCCCAGAAAAUAUUGGUGUAGGUAAUCAGCAGAGAGAGGGUCAACAUUUGGUGGCGAUGCAGCAAAAUGGAGUUGAUGAUUUGGCUCGUGUAGAGGCAGGAAUAGCUGCAGAGAAAGCAAAGAAAGAAGAGCUAGAGAGGAUAAAAAGGGAGAGUAUGAUACCCCUGGGAUGUGCAGGUUUGGAGGGACUCGGAUACGAGCAACUCCAGUUGUUGAAAGAAGCUGUGACAAACUUUGGAAAGAAUGUGAGCAACAUGGUUGCGGGAGCGCCUGUUGCUCCACCAGCUGCGAAUGUGAGCAUGGAUUUCGCAUUUGGGGUUGGUUCCAGCACCAUGGUGCCAGAUAAUAAAUCGGCGGGGCAGGGUGGCAGUGGCAGCGGCAACAACAACGCCACCGACAGGAACUAUAAAGGUGGUCGGUAA
Molecule: messenger RNA, 675 nt
Organism: Andrographis paniculata
Lineage: Eukaryota; Viridiplantae; Streptophyta; Magnoliopsida; Lamiales; Acanthaceae
Product: agamous-like MADS-box protein AGL61
Exons: 1
Coding region: 1-675 (224 amino acids)
Biological process (GO): regulation of transcription by RNA polymerase II
Molecular function (GO): DNA-binding transcription factor activity, RNA polymerase II-specific; protein dimerization activity; RNA polymerase II cis-regulatory region sequence-specific DNA binding
Source: RefSeq, a predicted model, not a curated record